This is a messenger RNA of Oncorhynchus mykiss (rainbow trout), 5166 nucleotides long. Lineage: Eukaryota; Metazoa; Chordata; Actinopteri; Salmoniformes; Salmonidae. The record is from RefSeq and is a predicted model, not a curated record.
ACCACUGCAAAAGCUGUCCACCGAUGGGAAAGCGUCAGAUUGUGAAUCUUCCGGAUAGGUGUAAGGAAGAUACCGGAAAACAAAUAUCAGUGUCAAUGUUUGGUUCAGCACCCUGCAUACUGGAUACAAGACCCAUUCAAUUUCAGUAGGAGGGCUGUUUAUUGUAGGCGUGGCAAGGGGAGUGGCCGACCUUCAUGCUGAGAGGUCACGGAGGAGGAGCCCCAUGGAUGAGGGUCAGUGCGAGAGGGCGGGACCAGUGGUGUCAGAGGGUCAGGAGGGCGUAGUGGACCUCCACUACAACCAAUCGGACCCCUCGGAACCAAUUCAGGUCUCCGCCCACCAAAACCAGAACUUGACACAAACUCAACUCGAUGAUGGUCAGAGGGUUGGAUGUGACUCCAUCGAACAAGACUCUUUAAAUGCUAAUAGGGAUGAAGAGGAGGAGGAAGAUGGUGAUAGAAAGUUGAAGGGCGAUGAUGAUGAUGACUCCUCCUUCUCAGACACAGGCAGUUUGGUAGAGCUCCACCCUUCUGUGUCUCCAGAGACUACAUGUCCCAUCAGCCCCGUAGCAGGUUGUCCAGACGAACCCUCCUACAGUAACCCUGAAGGGGUUCCACCACAAAGCCUACAGGACCUACCUCCACCACAGAACCUACCACCUCCACCACAGACCCUAGCACUGCCCUCCUAGCCUCCCUAGAGGAGCUAGGGGAACGUAAAGAUCACUCCCACCUUCCUCAGUCCCUCCAUCAGGGGCACUGCUGUCAUUUCUGAUCAGCACCUCUCUGCAUCUGUCUACUCCAAUGAUGUAAAUACAUCAUUGGUCUACUCCCUCCCUCCUCCCAACACUUUCAACUGUCUCCUGGGGGCGCGUUCAGUCAGCAGGAGAACAAUAACAGUCACUAGAGAGGUAGAGUCUGACACAACGCUGCUGCUUUAUCAGGCUGUGGAGCUCGCCUCAUCUCCUAGCUACAGGUGGAUAGGGGGAACUUUAGAAACUACAAAUGCAACUGUGAUCAAGAAGGAUUUUAAAGACUUUCCUGCAUUUUCCACUGUGUCCAUGGAGAUUAGCAGUGUUUCUCUUGCUUACCCGACGGUGUUUGUAUAGCUGAGGCCUUUGUCCUCCAGGAAGAUUAUGAGCGAGCAGUGUGCUGUGUUCAGCUGGAGAGACUCUACCACCAGAGAUGACUACACAACCUGACAACACUGCAGGAACAGUGGGGUAUCUCUCACUCACUCACUCACUCACUCACUCACUCACUCACUCACUCACUCACAGAGCCAAUUGAAGUCUCAUUAUGUAUAAUUACCUCACCUUCUCUCCCUCCCCUUACUUUCUUGGUGUGUUUAUGCUGUGUCAUGAUUAUUUCCUCCCUCUAACCUCUGACCUUUGUUCUUCCAGAGAGGAGGUGUAGGUCAGACGGUCAGGGAGUGAGGAACAAUAACACCAACCUGGCUGCACAGCAACUGGACAGACUCGCAUACAUCUGCCAAACACACCAACGACCCAGUCCUAGAACAGAGAAGUGUGGACUCUGUCUCUGUGCAUGUUGAAGAUAGAUGUCCUUCACGCAGCUCAGUUGGGUGUGCAUCAGUGAUGGAGGAGGACCAUAGAGUAACAGACUCCACCCUCUCCCAGAGCAUCUACCCAAUCAAACCAGCUGCUGCCCUGAUGAACAGCCUUUGCUUUAAUGACUUUGCAGCUCUGGACGUGGCACAGAACAGCAGAGACUCCCAGAGAAUUGAGGGUUUCCAUAGAGACCGUCUUAUUGACAGCUCCCUCGCCAAAGGGGAGGAGAGGGAGGGCAGGGCUGAGUUCACAGACUCUCGGAGCGAAGGAACACGACAGCAGAUGGAGAGAGAGAUGGAACACACCACUCAGGAGGGAUACGCGGGGCCUGACCCUCCUACGGAUGGGGAAAUGAGCCGAUCCAAGCCUGAGGAGCGGCUGAGAGGAGAGGAAGAACAGGAGGAGGUGGCAGAGGAGGAGAAGGAUAGUGACGUGUGUUUUAAAGCUCUAGAGGAGAUCUCAGUCUUGGCAGUGAAGGAGCAGCUCACACUGGAGGAGGUGCAGCAGGAGGAGGACCAGAUUGAGGAGCUGUGCGAGGAGUAUGUUCAGGAAGAAGACAUGUUUGUUGUGGAGAUUAUCAGAGAUGGAGCUGCGUCUCUCGAUGGCCUGGCCAAACUCAUCACAGUGGAGAUGACCCCUGCCCCUAGCCUGGUGUCCAUCCUGAAGAGGAGGAGGAGUGUGUGUGUGGAGAAUGUGUGUGUUGCUCCCUCCUCGGUCCCGCACAAACAUCCUGCUAAGCGCAGGGUCCGCUUCAAAGUACCUGAUGACGGCUUUGACCAGGACCAGGUGGGCGGAGACUCGUGCCUGCUCCUCUUCCUGCUCUGCCUGGUCACCGUGGUGAUCAGCCUGGGAGGCACUGCCCUCUACUGUGCUCUGGGCAACACCCACUCCACCGUCUGCAUCGACUUUUCUCGGAACGCGGACUUCUACCUCGCACAGCUGCAUCGUGGAAUGGAUCAGCUCCGACACUGGCUGACCCCUGGGUUUUAGCUGACCCCCAAGGAGGAGAGAAGUUAGGAGAUGAAGGAGAGGAAGGAGAAUCCCUUGUUUUGCAAGGUGGAUACUCUCCGUUCUCCAACUUGGACAGGAUUUCUCUCCGUGUCCUCCGGUUUUCCUCUCUCUCUCUCUUCACUGGCUGGCCAGUUAAUGUGUGUGAUGGGAGAGCGAGUGAUGGAAGGUGUAUGUGGUACUAGUAGCCUGCAACCACACUAACAGCAGCCUAAGACAUCUGCAGCGCUGCCUAGUAGAACUAGUAGGACUGACAUAAGACCUAUAAAAUACUGGACUACCUAUAGAUUUUAACUAUACACUUCUGGACAUAGAGUGACUCUGUGUCAGCCCAGAGGAAGGGAUAGACUGGGCUAGACUCAUUACCAUCCGCUCACUACCAUAUGGAGACAUCUGGAUCCUUCAGGCAUGGACAACACCGCUCACAUGUGCAAACAAGAAGCGGCCGGUCAGCCUUUUUAAGAAACCACCUCGGCUCUUUGUUUAUGGACUCCAUUUUGUAUCUCAACUGCACUUUGAAUGUGAACAAUUGUGCUCUGGUCAGAAACAUGAAAUAAUGUCUUUAAAAAAUAUUAUAUUAAUGAACGUUUAGUUUUAAUGAAACAGAUUAGACUUUUCUUUAUGUUCCUCACUGUUGAAGAUUCUUACGGAGUGUGUCAGGGUGUUUCUUUGGGCUGAAGAUAGUUCCUCCUAACCACAGAUCUGAGAUCAAAUCUUAACCUCAUCCUCAACCAGAAGGGGGAGGAAAUGUCUGACUCUGUAUCAGUAGUAAGGGCCAACUUCUACAACUUCUGUUUGAGGGUGUCUUGGGUUGUUUUGGGGUACAGAUUGUAGCGUUGGUCCUCAAUGACCAUAUAUGCAACAUGGACAAGAAAGCAAUACGUCUGUAAUCGUGUUCAAGAAUGUUUAGCGCCCCAAGGGUCAGGUCGGUACUAGAAGAGGAAUAUCUGUUUAGCUGAGAAUCGUCUUUGCUCAGGCAUGUGUAUAUUUAUCUUUAUUGUGAAAUAAUUAUGGGCAUGAUCAGUAUUACACCGAGUGCAUUACCUCCUGCGAUCAAUGGACUUUGGAUUUGGAUCAAUGGAUUUGGAUCCAAUGGAUCAAUGGAUUUUUACUUAUUAUAAUUUUUGUGCUCAUUGUUAUUUCUUUUAUUUCAGGCUUUUUAUUAGUCUAUUUAAUCUGUUUUACUGUUUGUGUCAGUCGGCGGUAUGUUUUAGUUUCGUCUGGCGUUCAGUAGACGUGUCACAGUGGCUCCUAUGAUAAUGUAAUGAUGAUGUAGUAGGCUGGGCAGUGACUCUUAGGCUGCAUCCCAACAGUCUAAAGUGUUUUCCUCUUCUUGUCUCCUCUCUUUCAUCUCCUCUUAUCUGAAAACACAAGACAGGUGAAACAAACUGCAAAUAUUCAGAACUGUUUUCAAAUGGACAAUAUAGAUAUGCAAUUUGCUUUCGUCUUUCAAGGUUCUUUCAGAGGGGGGAGGAUGAAGGAAAAGAGACGAGGGGAGGAUGCCACAGUAGAGUAUUGAGAUGCAGCCUUGGUUCUAAAAUGAUUUGCACGUGUCUGGCUGGUCCAGAUGACUGUCUUGCUGUUUGGAUCUGAAGUAUUUAUAUCAUAUCUGCACGUGGGGAGAGAAAAAAAACGACCUUCUGUUGUUUUUCUUGUUUUGGCUUGAUGUGGUUAUCGUUGGUUGUUAUUUUCCCUUGUUUUGUUCUUGAAGACUAUGUUUUGAAAAAGAGGAGUCUCUUUCCAAGGCUCACCAGUUAAAGAAUGCCAGUUGGAAAAGUCAGAACAGAAGCGGGACAGUCUCCAUUUUCAACUUUUAAUCUCUGAGUAUGAUGACAUGUGAAGACGAUUAGCUAAUGUGUGUCAUUGUGGCCAAUGCUUCGUUCAGAACCAAGUGGGAAGGUGGAAAUUACCAAUUUGUAAUUGUGAGUUUGAUGCAUUCACUUGCUUUGAACUUGUUGAGAAACGCUGAUUGGCUUAAGGCAAACAAGCUGGGUCAAACAAACUAAAAGUAUAGCUAUCAUGCUUGUAAACAAAUUAUAGUUCAAAAAUCAUAUUAAUAGAUUGCUUUUUACAAAUAAUGUUUUGUUGCAUUUAACUACCAAAUGCUGUUAUCAAGAUGAUAAUUUCCUUAGUAGGUGACGUCGGAGUUCAGCAUGUGGGAGAAGUCGGCGCUCAGGGAUGAUAGUUUCUCACUAGUAAUUACAAGUUGGAGGGCCCGGUCGUAUAUGGUAAGCAUUUUUCUACACCCGCAAUAACAUCUGCUAAAUAUGUGUAUGUGACCAAUAAAAUUGGAUUUGAUUUGAAUACCACCUUCCCACUUAGUGAUGAACACAGCAUCAAAUCUUUAUUUGCAGUCUGUGAAGAAAACAAUGGGCAAGUUUGUUUUGCAUGGCCUGGUACCCCGGAUGGGUGGAGUUUGUUCAUUUAAACCAUUCCAUUGGUCCUUAAGUGAAAUCUCUACCUACCCAGUGCACCGGGCUUUGCAAAACAAAUCACCAUUUAGAGGGAUGACUGUGGUGAGUACCUUUUUAAACACCUGUUUCUCUCUGUUGAUUGGUUAAUAAACCUCACUGUGGGGACUGAUCUGA